Molecule: messenger RNA, 2467 nt
Organism: Actinia tenebrosa (Australian red waratah sea anemone)
Lineage: Eukaryota; Metazoa; Cnidaria; Anthozoa; Actiniaria; Actiniidae
Product: endothelin-converting enzyme 1
Biological process (GO): protein processing
Cellular component (GO): plasma membrane
Molecular function (GO): metalloendopeptidase activity
Source: RefSeq, a predicted model, not a curated record
AGUAGGGUACACGUUUGAUUUACCGGUAACCAUAAGACCGUAACUAUAAAGAGUUUGAUCAAACAACAACUUGAUCGAACAGCCUAUAGUUCUAGUGAACACUAUUCCAGUGAGAAGAGCAGCUAGUAUCCUAACAGACAAGCAUCAGAAAUCAGUGCAGUCGUGAUAGGGAGAAUGAUGAAUGCAGGCAAGCGAUGGUCGUUAAUCCAUGGUCCUCGUUUCUUAGCAGUCUUACUGGUGAUAUCCAUGAUCCACGUAGCAGCAAGUCAGAACAAGAUGAGUUCUCUUGAUCAAGGUUUGAACAAGAUUCGAUCCCCGAGAUAUGCCAAGACAACAAGCAAGACCAGCACUCAACCUAGCAAUGUUUGUAGCUCAACUGAGUGUAUUGACGCAGCCAAAAAAAUCAAUAGUUCGAUAAACCUUGCCGUGGACCCUUGCGAUGACUUUUAUGAGUACGCUUGUGGGAGAUGGCCGACAAACAAUAUUCGGCCGCCCGGCUACCCGUUUUAUUCUGCAUAUGCUAUAGCCGAAUUGAAAACGGAGAAAUAUAAGAAAAACAAAUUAGAAAAGGGAAAUCUAAUAGUAAACGGAGCGAGUAAUGAAGUACGGCAAAUGCCAUCAGAUUUGUACAAAUCGUGCAUGAACGUAACGGCCAUCGAAAAUCUUGGUGACGCACCUCUGAGAGAACGUAUUAGAGAACUUGGAGGUUGGGACAUGAGCGGAGACUGGGACGAGAAUACGUGGGAUUUUAGCAACACCCUUCUCUUGAUUCAUAAAAUGGAAAUGAAAGGGCCGUUGUUUACUUUAGGAUUCGUACCAGCUGGUAUCAACAAAACAAUCUGGAUACGUCAAGMUGGGCCAUCUCUAGUGAAAGAACAAUAUCUAAAUCUAUCAUCAAAGACAAUGUUAGCGUACAGACAGCUGAUCAUUGAUGUCGUGCUUGAGUUGGGUGGCAAUCUCACCUCGACUGCCAGGAAAGCAGACGAGAUCAUUCAUUUGGAAGCCCAGCUUGCAAACGUAUCUUCAACAUUUGCAGAGCACCUAGCAUCACUAAAAAUCAACCGAACUCUUGAAAAGCUUCAAGUAGAAGUCCCUGAGCUGAACUGGACUGACUACAUGAACAAGAUGUUUGCUCCAGUUACGAUUCCUAAGAGUGAAAUCAUUAACUUGUCUGAGCUGCCGUACCUAAAGAGGGCGAUGAAAAUAAUACAGAAGACACAAAAGAGAGUCGUGGCCAAUUAUAUGGUAUGGUACGUGAUACGGGGAGAAAUUGCGUGGCUUUCAAAGCCGUUCAGGGACGUGCAGCUUAAGUACGAGAACGAAACAAAGGGUACUAAAUCUGAGCAAGAGCGAUCUAGAAAGUGUGUUGACUCAACGUUUAAAUCUUUCAAUGAUUUAAUAUCAGCUGCAUAUAUCCAGGAGCAUCAUGAUCAACUUAAAGGCCCAAAAAUCAUGGCAAACGAAAUAGCGAACGAAGCGAUUGAAGCGUUGAAACAAAACGUCAACUCCCUGACCUGGUUGGACGGUACUACUCGAAGUGGAGUAUUUCAAAAGCUUGCUGGCUUGAGUAAAAAUGUCGGCUAUCCGGAUUACAUGUUGGACAGUGCAAAAAUGGCCACAUUAUUGGAAAAGUACAAAGGCUUGAACCUUCAAACUGACGCAUAUUUCAAAAACAAGGCGUCCAUCUCAAAGCAGUUAAAGCAGCAUCUGUUAAAAACCAUCAGAAAGCCAAAAGAGGAUGCAAUAUGGUUAAUUUCUCCUCUCAGAGCAAAUGCCAUUUACAAUGUAUUAAAACAUAGAAUGAAUCUUAUAAUUUGGGAAAAUUUGGUUUCGUUGCGGGUCACGAGUUGAUGCAUGGUUAUGGAACUUUCGGUAGAUUGUAUGACAAGAAUGGAAGAAAGACUAACUGGUGGACAAAUAGUUCGCUUCUAGAAUUCAGUAACAGACUAAAAUGCUACGAAAAACAGUACUCCAACUACAAAGUAUUAGGAAAAUGGCCUAUCAAUGGAAAAAUUACAGCUGAAGAGAAUAUUGCAGACAGCGGUGGUUUAAAAAUAGCACUCAAGGCGUAUUACAACUGGGCACGUCGAUAUCCCAGUGAAACAUGGCAGCUACAAGGCCUAACUUACACCAAUGAACAGUUGUUCUACGUUGGACUUGCUCAGGGCUUUUGUCAUUCUGCUACCGAUAAACAGCGAUAUGAUAAAACUGUUGGUUCCACUUAUACAGAUCACAAAUUCAGGAUUAUUGGUUCUCUGGUAAAUUCAUGCGAGUUCGCCAAUGCAUUUAGGUGCAAAAAGUACAGCCCAAUGAAUCCAAUCAACAAAUGUUAUCUGUGGAGUAAAGAGGGACUGUUGUCGUAACAGAACGGUCAUGUCGCAAAUAACAGCUGCUAACCGCUAUACCAAGAGAAUAUGAACUAAGAGAAGGAAUCCUACUUAUAUAGCCUUGUAACCAUCAUGUGCAA